Drosophila ananassae is the source of this 707-nucleotide messenger RNA. RefSeq lists its product as uncharacterized. The transcript has a single exon. Gene Ontology annotation, molecular function: protein binding. Bases 80 to 616 code for a protein of 178 amino acids. Lineage: Eukaryota; Metazoa; Arthropoda; Insecta; Diptera; Drosophilidae. The record is from RefSeq and is a predicted model, not a curated record.
CGAUUUAUUAAUCGAUAAAAACAAAACAUAAACAAAAAGAAAAGCACCAAAGUGGCCGCUCCAGAAUUCCGCGCAAAAAAUGUCAUCGGUUGAAGUGGAAAAACACCUGAAAUCGCCGCCAGAAGGAGCUGGAUCUCCGGGAGGCGCCGCUGCCGUGGCCAUCAAGGAGGAUGCCAGCGAAACGGAGCGCCUCGUGAAGCUGAUCACCGGAAUGGGCUAUCCGGAGGGCGAGGCCCGUCUCGCUCUCGCCCACAGCAACAACAACGUGCAGCGCGCCAUCCAGAUCCUGGUGGAGGGUCAUGGCGAUGAGGAGGACGCCGCCACGCGCUCUCACCGUCGCAGUCGUCGGCGCAUCCGGGAAUUGCGCAGCAGCCUACUCGGUAAUCCUGCCACCACCGAUUACGUCAUCACUCAGCUGAUGACGCAGCAGAGCAACGCGAGAGCCCUAACGGAAAUGCUAAACGGCGGCAGUGCGGAGGCCAUGAAGCUGCUGCUGGCCGAGGAGGGUGAGGGGCUGGAGGAGGAGCAGCUGGGAAGAGCUUUGGAGCCGGAAUCCCAAGAAGACUCCAACGGAGAGGAGGUGGAAGAGGGAGAGGAGGAGGAGGAGGAAGAGUAGGAGAAGGAUGGCUCUCCCAGUGAUUCGAAAAACUGGAUUUUUUAUUUUAAUUGUCAUGCUUCUUUGAAUAUUUUUAUUAUUUUUUAAAAGU